This is a messenger RNA of Caenorhabditis angaria, 7718 nucleotides long. The record is from the annotation of a GenBank genome assembly. NCBI's taxonomy places the organism in Eukaryota, Metazoa, Nematoda, Chromadorea, Rhabditida, Rhabditidae.
AUGGCUGACGAGUUGGCCAGAAUCCAGCAAUAUGAAUACCGACAAAAUUCUAAUUUGGUUUUGUCGGUGGACAAAAAUUUGAUGGAUAGAAAAGGGAAAGAUGAUGCGACUGGAGAAGUAUUACCAUUGACAGAUAAAAUGAUAAAAUCAAUGAAAAUGGGUGAUCGAGCUAUCAAAUCAAAAGCACCAAUUCAGGAACAAAAACGAAAAAAGUAUGUUUUGGAAAUUAAUAUUCGAAGUUCACGUGAAAUAUUUCGAUUGAAAUCUUGAAAAAUAUUUAAUUAUUUUACAGGAAGAAGAAGGAUGAAAGUGACAAAACUCUUCGAUUUGUUAGUAAAAGUGUUCUUGGAGACAAUACGGAAUUCGUGGGUGCUUAUAAACCACGAACACAAGAAACAAAACAGACCUACGAAGUUAUUUUGGCUUUUAUUCAAGAAGCACUCGGUGAUAAUCCAAGAGAUAUUAUGUGUGGUGCUGCGGAUGAAGUUCUUGCGGUUUUGAAAAGUGAUAAAUUUCGAGAAAAGGAAAAAAAGCUCGAAGUUGAAGGAUUAUUGGGACCAUUGACCGAUGAAAGAACUGCAGUUUUGAUCAAUUUGGCCAAAAAGAUUACCGAUUUUUCGCUUGAAGAAGAUAAUAAAGUUGAAGGAGAUGAGAUUGAUGAAAAUGAAGGUGUUAAUGUUCAAUUUGAUUCGGAUGAAGAAGAUGAAGAUAAUGUUGAGGGAGAAGUUAGAGAUAGUGAUGAAAGUGAUGAAGAAGAAGAAGGAGUUGAUACAAAUUAUUCAGAAACAUUGAAAGGUGAUGGAUAUAUGGAUGGAGAUGAAGAAAAAGCAAGAGGUAUUCUUCAUCCAAGAGAUAUUGAUGCACAUUGGAUUCAAAGAUCACUUGCAAAGUUUUAUAAAGAUCCAUUGAUGGCUCAACAAAAAGUUACUGAAGUUGUACAAAUUUUGAAAAAUGCGAAUGAUGAUCGAGAAGCUGAAAAUCAACUUGUUUUGUUGUUAGGAUUUGAUCAAUUUGAAUUUAUCAAAGUUUUGAGACAAAAUAGAUUGAUGAUUCUUUAUUGUACACUUCUUCGACAAGCAAAUGAUGAAGAAAAACAGAAAAUCGAAGAUGAAAUGAGAACUCGACCUGAAUUACAUUCAAUUCUUGCCAAAUUACAAGAGACUGAUUCAACUGAUGUUGUACAAACAGAAAGAACAAAAAGAGAUCAAGAAAGAUCGAAAAAAGCAGCUGCGGCAGCAGAAGAAGCGAUAAAUGCAGGACAAUGGCAAGCUGGAAGAAAAGUUUUGGAUUUGAAUGAUUUAUCAUUUAGUCAAGGAUCACAUUUGAUGAGUAAUAAAAGAUGCGAUUUGCCAGAUGGAUCAUAUAGAAAACAAAAGAAAUCAUAUGAGGAAAUUCAUGUUCCAGCAUUGAAACCAAAACCAUUUGCAGAGGGAGAGGUAAUCGUUAUUUUUUUGAUAAUUUUUACAAGAAAAAUACAAUUUUCAGAAACUUGUUCCAAUCUCUGAACUUCCAAAAUGGGCUCAACCAGCUUUUGAUGGAUACAAAUCAUUGAAUCGAAUCCAAUCGAGAUUAUGUGAAAGUGCUCUAAAUUCAGAUGAACAUUUGUUGCUCUGUGCUCCAACUGGAGCUGGUAAAACAAAUGUUGCGUUGCUCACAAUUCUUCACGAAAUCGGAAAACAUUUGAACGAUGAUGGAAGUGUUAAAUUAGAUGAAUUCAAAGCGAUUUAUAUUGCUCCGAUGAAAUCUUUGGUACAAGAAAUGGUUGGAAGUUUUUCGAAAAGAUUGGCACCAUUUGGUAUUACUGUAAGUUGUUAUUUUGAAAUAUAUGUAGUCGAAAUUUCAUGUUUUAAUUUUUUAGGUUGGUGAAAUGACUGGAGAUGCUCAAAUGAGUAAAGAACAAUUUAUGGCAACUCAAAUUAUUGUUUGUACUCCAGAAAAAUACGAUGUUGUAACAAGAAAAGGAGGAGAAAGAGCCUAUAAUACAAUGGUCAAAUUAUUGAUUAUUGAUGAAAUUCAUCUUUUGCACGAUGAUCGUGGUAUGUUUUUUCAUCAAUUUUUCAAAAUUUCAAUUCGAAAAUUGUUUUCUUUUCAGGACCAGUUCUUGAGGCAAUUGUUGUUCGAACAAUUCGUCAAAUGGAACAAAAUCAUGAUGAUUGUCGACUUGUUGGAUUAUCAGCUACUUUGCCAAAUUAUCAAGAUGUUGCAACAUUCCUUCGUGUCAAACCAGAACAUCUUUAUUUCUUUGAUAACAGUUAUCGUCCAGUUCCUUUAGAACAACAAUAUAUUGGAGUUACGGAGAAAAAGGCGUUGAAACGAUUCCAGGCAAUGAAUGAAGUGGUUUAUGAUAAAAUUAUGGAACAUGCUGGAAAAAGUCAAGUUCUUGUUUUUGUUCAUUCGAGAAAAGAAACUGCUAAAACAGCGAAAGCUAUAAGAGAUUCGUGUUUGGAAAAGGAUACAUUAUCAGCAUUUAUGAGAGAAGGAAGUGCGAGUACAGAGAUUUUGAGAACUGAAGCAGAACAAGUUAAGAAUUUGGAUUUGAAAGAUCUGCUACCAUAUGGUUUCGCAAUACACCACGCUGGAAUGAAUCGAGUUGAUCGUACUCUUGUUGAAGAUUUGUUUGCUGAUCGACACAUUCAAGUGUUAUUCUCAACUGCAACAUUGGCUUGGGGAGUUAAUCUUCCAGCACAUACAGUAAUUAUUAAAGGAACACAAAUUUAUAAUCCAGAAAAAGGAAGAUGGACUGAAUUGGGAGCAUUGGAUAUUAUGCAAAUGUUAGGAAGAGCUGGUCGACCACAAUAUGAUUCAAAAGGAGAAGGUAUUCUUAUCACAAAUCAUUCCGAACUUCAAUAUUAUUUAUCAUUGAUGAAUCAACAACUUCCUGUUGAAAGUCAAAUGAUUUCGAGAUUGACGGAUAUGUUGAAUGCUGAAAUUGUUCUUGGAACUGUAAGCAGUGUAAGCGAAGCAACAAAUUGGUUAGGAUAUACAUAUUUGUUUGUAAGAAUGUUGAAGAAUCCAACACUUUAUGGAAUUACACAUGAACAAGCGGUAAGUUAUUCUAAAUAGUUUUUAGAUAAAAGUUCGAAAUAAUUUUAUUUCAGAGAGCUGAUCCACUUCUUGAACAACGUCGAGCUGAUUUGAUUCAUACAGCUUGUGUUCUUCUUGAUAAAGCUGGUCUUAUUAAAUAUGACAAAAGAAGUGGAAUUAUUCAAGCAACUGAACUUGGAAGAAUUGCAUCUCAUUUUUAUUGUACUUAUGAAUCGAUGCAAACAUAUAACAAAUUGCUUAUCGAAACAUGUUCAGAUAUUGAUUUAUUCCGAAUUUUCUCAAUGAGUUCUGAAUUCAAACUUUUAUCUGUGAGAGAAGAAGAAAAACUUGAAUUGCAAAAAUUGGCAGAACAUGCACCUAUUCCAAUCAAAGAAUCAUUAGAUGAAGCAUCUGCUAAAACUAAUGUUCUUCUUCAAGCUUAUAUUUCACAAUUAAAAUUGGAAGGUUUUGCUCUUCAAGCUGAUAUGGUUUUUGUUGCUCAAUCAGCUGGUCGAUUAUUCCGUGCAUUAUUUGAAAUUGUUUUGUGGAGAGGAUGGGCUGGAUUGGCACAAAAAGUAUUGACAUUAUCCAAAAUGGUGACACAAAGACAAUGGGGAUCAUUGAAUCCAUUACAUCAAUUCAAGAAAAUUCCAAGUGAAGUUGUUAGAUCGAUUGAUAAGAAAAAUUAUUCAUUUGAUCGUUUAUAUGAUUUGGAUCAACAUCAACUUGGAGAUCUUAUAAAAAUGCCAAAAAUGGGAAAACCUUUGUAUAAAUUUAUCAGACAAUUCCCAAAAUUGGAAAUGACAACACUUAUUCAACCAAUAACAAGAACAACUAUGAGAAUUGAGUUGACAAUUACACCAGAUUUCCAAUGGGAUGAAAAGUAUGUUUAUUUUCUAUAUAUAUUUUUUUGAAAGUUGAAUUUCAAUCAUAUUUUUUUCAGGGUUCAUGGGAAUGCUGAAGGAUUCUGGAUUUUCAUUGAAGAUACUGAUGGCGAAAAGAUUCUUCAUCACGAAUUCUUUUUGCUCAAACAAAAAUUCUCAACGGAUGAACAUGUUGUCAAAAUGAUUGUUCCAAUGUUUGAUCCAAUGCCACCACUUUAUUAUGUUCGACUUGUUUCUGAUCGAUGGAUUGGUGCUGAAACUGUUCUUCCAGUUUCAUUCCGCCAUUUGAUUCUUCCUGAAAAAUAUCCACCUCCAACCGAAUUACUCGAUCUUCAACCACUUCCAAUUUCUGCUGUCAAUAAUCCAGCAUUCGAAAAAGUGUUCAAAGAUGCAGAUAUCGAAGUGUUUAAUCCAAUUCAAACACAAGUAUUCCGAACAGUUUAUGAAAGUAAUGAGAAUGUUAUUGUUUGUGCACCAAAUGGUUCUGGAAAAACAGCGAUCGCUGAACUUGCAAUUUUGAGACAUUUCGAGAAUUUGCCUGAAUCCAAAUGUGUUUAUGUUACUCCGAUGGAAGAUGUUGCUGUGAAAAUAUUGGCAGAUUGGAAAGAACGAUUACAACCAGCAAUUGAACAACAAGUUGUGUUAUUAACAGGAGAACCAUCGACUGAUUUGAAAUUAUUGCAAAAAGGUAAAUUGAUUAUUGCGACACCAGAAAGAUGGGAUAAUGUAUCGAGAAGAUGGAAACAGAGAAAAAAUGUGCAAGCGGUCAAAUUAUUUAUUGCUGAUGAUUUGCAUAUGAUUGGAGCUACUAAUGGGGUAAUUUUUUAUUUCUUUGUUAUUUUUUCGUUUUCAUUUUUCAAUUUAAUUUAUUUUUGAAAUUUUUCAGCCAGUUCUUGAAGUUGUUUGUUCUCGAAUGAGAUAUAUUGCAUCACAACUUGAAACAACAAUUCGAGUUGUUGCACUUUCUUCAUCUUUAACAAAUGCAAGAGAUCUUGGAAUGUGGUUAGGUUGUUCAGCAUCGGCUACAUUCAAUUUCUUACCGGUUACUCGACCAGUUCCUCUCGAACUCGAAAUCAAAGGAUUCAAUUUAUCACACAAUGCAUCUCGCUUUUCGGCAAUGGAAAGACCAGUUUAUCAAAGUAUAUCUCGACAUGCUGGAAAACUUCGACCAAAACCAGCUCUUGUUUUUGUACCAGUUCGACGACAAACAAGACCAACUGCUGUCGGAUUAUUAACAAUGGCAUUAGCUGAUGGAACACCAAAAAGAUUCUUGCAUAUUUCGGAACAAGAUGAGACAUUUAUAUCAUUGUUGGAAAUGAUUGAAGAUGAAACAUUGAAAGAAACUGUUUCAUGUGGUGUUGGUUUUCUUCACGAAGGAACUAGUUCAAAAGAUGUUGCAAUUGUUGAACAACUUUUCACAAGUGGAGCUAUUCAAGUAUGUAUUGUUCCACGUGGAAUGUGUUAUCAAAUCAAAAUGAGCGCUUAUUUGGUGAUUAUUAUGGAUACACAAUUUUACAAUGGAAAAUAUCAUGUUUAUGAGGAUUAUCCAAUUGGUGAUAUGUUGCAUAUGGUUGGAUUAGCAAAUCGGCCAACAGUUGAUUCAGAAGGUGAAUAUUUGACGAAUUUUUAUCAAAUCUGUUUUUUCUGGAAAAAAAGAAAAUUCUUCACGUUUUUGUUAUUUUCCACGUGACAUUUCAACUCUUUAACCUUUUUAUCAUUUCUGACUCUUGACCCUUUCCAAAACAUUAACAAAAACAUUCGUCAAACUCAAUUUUUCAGCAAAAUGUGUGGUUAUGUGUCAAUCAUCGAAAAAAACAUAUUUCAAGAAGUUUUUGUUCGACCCUCUUCCUGUCGAAUCACAUUUGGAUCAUUGUUUGCACGAUCAUUUCAACGCUGAAAUUGUCACAAAAACCAUUGAAAACAAACAAGAUGCAAUUGAUGUAAGUAUUUUUGGGUUAGAAAUGAAUAAAAAAAUAUAAAAUGCGCGAAAAAACGUGAAAUAAUUUGGAUCAAAUCGGUCAAAUGAGCUUAAAAUAUAUGAUUUCCCAGCGCCCGCGUGGCCUAAUGGAUAAGGCACCGGACUCCGGAACCGGGAAUGGGGGUUCGAGUCCCUCCGUGGGCUAGAUAUAUUUUGAUCAAUUUUAAUUUACAGUAUCUCACAUGGACACUUCUUUAUCGACGAAUGACACAAAAUCCGAAUUAUUAUAAUCUUCAAGGUGUUUCACAUCGACAUUUAUCUGAUGCUCUUUCUGAAUUGGUUGAAAAUACUUUGAAAGAUUUGGAAAAUAGUAAAGUAAGUUGUAAAUUUUUCUGAAAAAGAUUUCAAAAUUUUUAUUUUUAGUGUAUUGCAAUCAAAGAUGAUAUGGAUACACUUUCAUUGAAUUUGGGAAUGAUUGCUGCAUAUUAUUAUAUUUCUUAUACCACAAUUGAAUUGUUCUCAAUGUCACUUCAAGCAAAAACAAAAAUGCGCGCUUUGGUUGAAAUUAUUGCAAAUGCAAGUGAAUUUGCAAAUGUUCCAAUGCGCCACAAAGAAGAUGUUAUUUUGAAACAAUUAGCUGGAAGAUUGCCGGGACAAUUGAAGAGUCAAAAAUUCACUGAUCCACAUGUCAAAGUCAAUUUAUUGAUUCAUGCACAUUUAUCAAGAGUGAAAUUGACAGCUGAAUUGAACAAAGAUACUGAAUUAAUUGUUCUGAAAUCAAUUCGAUUGGUACAAGCUUGUGUUGAUGUUUUAUCAAGUAAUGGAUGGUUAUCACCUGCAAUUCAUGCGAUGGAAUUAUCACAAAUGUUGACACAAGCAAUGUAUAGUAGUGAACCAUAUUUGAAACAAUUGCCACAUUCAACUGCUGCACUUUUCGAAAGAGCAAAAGCUAAGAAUGUUGAAUCUGUCUUCGAACUUUUGGAUUUGGAAAAUGACGAUCGAAUGGAAAUUCUUCAAAUGGAAGGUGGACAAUUAGCUGAUGUUGCCAAGUUUUGUAAUCAUUAUCCAUCAAUUGAAGUGGAACACGAAUUAGACAAUGAUACAGUAUCUGCGUAAGUUUGGAUUUAGGGACAUAACUUGGGAAGUUUUUGAAUUGGACUUUAGUUUCAGAACUUUUGAAUCGAAGGUAACUAUAUUUUUAUCCAAAAGCUGAUUUUUUUUUGAAACAUUCUGAACAUAUUUUUUAAUUCUCUUUUUCGGUCAAAAAUUUGGUAAAACGGGAAGAUCUUCCAGUUUUACAAAUCAAUAUUUUUCGAGCCAAAAUUCAUAAUUUCAGUCUUCUUUUAGUUGAUUUACAUUAUUUUCUACAUUUCAAAAAAUAGUCCGUUUUUGAAAUUAGGAAAUGAGAAAAUUUAAUUUUUUAAAUUCAAAUCUAGGGUAGAGAAGUCAGUAAGUAAGAUAUUUCCGAAAAAAAAUACUGAAAGUUUGUUUUUUUGCAGAAACGAUAAUGUAAUUGUUGGCGUUUCAAUGGUCCGCGAUAAUGAUAUUGAUGGAUUGGCUCCUCCAGUUAUUGCUCCACUUUUCCCACAAAAACGAAAAGAAGAAGGAUGGUGGUUGGUUAUUGGAGAUCAAGCUACAAACACUUUGCUCUCGAUUAAACGAUUAAUCAUCAAUGAAAAAGCACAAAUGAAAUUGGAUUUCGCUGCACCGAAGCCUGGAAAAUUCACAUACAAAUUGUAUUUUAUUUCGGAUUCGUAUUUGGGUGCGGAUCAAGAAUUUGAUAUUUCAUUCAAAGUUGAAGGUGAGACAUCUUUUUUUGAGUUAAAAAUUAUUCAAAUUUUUCAGAUUCCGGUCGAGGUCGUAAACGAAAACAUGAAAAAGAUGAAGAAUAG